AUGUCUCCCUCUUCCCAGGCCGCCUCAGCGCCCUCACGUAGGAAUAAUGGGCGAAAGCGAUAUAAUAUAAUAUUUGUUCAUCCCGAUCUCGGCAUUGGUGGCGCAGAGCGCUUGAUCCUUGACGCCGCACUCGCGCUGCAGUCCCUCGGCCAUAAGAUAACAAUCUACACAUCCCACCGUGAUAAAAGCCAUUGCUUUGAAGAAGCUCGCGAUGGGACUCUUGACGUGCGCGUCCACGGCGAUAAGCUGUUCCCAGCGCAUAUUAAAGGCCGAUUCCACGUUCUGAUGGCGAUACUAAGACAGCUGUCUCUAGUCUACUACCUAUCAGAAAGCACCAGCACCGACGAGCAGGUUGACGACAUAUUCAUCGUUGACCAGGUUCCAGCUUGUGUACCUGUCCUUAGAGCGUUGAGAUAUAUAACGAGCCGGAAGUCACAGAAGAAGAGACAGCGAACUCUGUUCUACUGCCAUUUUCCGGACCAGCUGCUGGCUCGGCGCGGCGAGGGGGGCGCCGUCCUGAGAACACUGAAGGCUCUAUACCGUUUCCCCUUUGACUGGUUCGAGGGUUGGGCAAUGAAUGCGGCGGAUAGGACUGUGGUCAAUUCUCGGUUCACCAAGGGAGUGGUGGGAAAGGUCUUUGGGAGCAGUAUUGGGAAGGAUGUACAGGUUGUUUAUCCGUGUGUUGACACACAGAGAAACGAGAUGUCUGACGUGGAGAAGAUCGAUAAUGGUGGACUAUGGGAUGGGCUGAAGAUACUGUUGAGCAUUAAUCGGUUUGAGCGGAAGAAAAACAUCGAGCUGGCGAUCCAGGCAUACCGUGGCAUUGCAGAGGCAGACAGGAAAGGCACUAGAUUGGUGAUUGCAGCUACCUCUCAGACCAUCGUCUCUGCCCUGUCCGUCCCAGAAUCGAUAAAUGUUUUGUUCCUUCUUUCCGUUCCCUCUGCUUUCAAAGAAACGCUCCUCUCCUCCUCUAGCCUUCUGCUCUAUACUCCGUCAUACGAACACUUUGGUAUUGUUCCGGUAGAGGCAAUGUAUGCUGGCCUACCAGUGCUCGCAGACAACACUGGCGGUCCAUUGGAAACCAUCGUCGAAGGCAAGACCGGCUGGCUCAGGUCUUCGGAAGAGGUAUCUGGCUGGACGGAUGUCAUUAGCCACGUGUUACAGCGAAUGUCGCAGGCCGAGCGUCUCGAGAUGGCCAACUAUGCAAAACAGCGAGUUGAAAAGGAAUUUUCUCUCCAUGCAAUGGGUGAAAGGCUCCAAGACCAAAUUGACAAGAUGCUCCAAGUCAAAGAUCGCACAUUUCUGCCCUUUGAGGUAAUCCUUGGACUUGGCCUGGUCCUCGGCGUGGUAUCUACUGUUCUCAUCUGGCUUGCCAUGAGCACGGGUUUAAAUUUGCAGCGCAGUCCAUUGUAA
Molecule: messenger RNA, 1413 nt
Organism: Microsporum canis CBS 113480
Lineage: Eukaryota; Fungi; Ascomycota; Eurotiomycetes; Onygenales; Arthrodermataceae
Product: alpha-1,3-mannosyltransferase alg-2
Exons: 2
Coding region: 1-1413 (470 amino acids)
Molecular function (GO): GDP-Man:Man(1)GlcNAc(2)-PP-Dol alpha-1,3-mannosyltransferase activity; alpha-1,3-mannosyltransferase activity
Source: RefSeq, a predicted model, not a curated record